Molecule: messenger RNA, 1842 nt
Organism: Esox lucius (northern pike)
Lineage: Eukaryota; Metazoa; Chordata; Actinopteri; Esociformes; Esocidae
Product: E3 ubiquitin-protein ligase RNF128-like
Exons: 1
Coding region: 348-1466 (372 amino acids)
Cellular component (GO): nucleoplasm; cytoplasm
Source: RefSeq, a predicted model, not a curated record
UACCUAUGGCCUUAUACCUGCACCAGGUGGACCAGAAGCCAAGCCCUUCUGUCUCCUGACAGCCUGUAUGGCUGUUCCCCAGUCCAAGGUCCAUUUAGAUAACGAGUUCAUGGAGCUGACGCGGAGAGAGACGGGCUCAGGUUACAGCAGGCUGCUAUCUGAUUACUGUCAGACAGGUAGAGAGAACGACAGGCAGAAACAGACCCAAAGACGCAGAAGGUGGUGAGCAAAACAACAGCUAACAAACUACUUUUGAACCAAAGUCUGUACUAAAUAGGAGACUGAAGAGGUCCGUACAGAGACAGAGAGACUGCUUCUUGUGGUAGUGUGGUGGUGUCUGAACAGAGAUGUUAGUCCUGUCAUUCGUCUGUCUGUCCGGGCUGGUCCAGUCCACGGCGGCGGGGAUAACCUGGACGGCCUACGUGGGGACAUCUUACCGCAACAGCAGCACUAACCAGACGGUGGAGAGCUUCUGCGAGUGCGGCGUGUAUGGAGCGUCGUCCCCGGUGAAGAGCGCUAUGGGAACAGUGGUCCUGCCGGCGUCAGACCCCACGGGCUGUGACCUGGACCCCUACCCCUUUAACAACAACACAGCCUCGGAGGGGGCCUGGAUCGCCCUGGUCAAAAGGGGCAACUGUACCUUCGACCAGAAGAUCAAGGCGGCGCAGGCCAGAGGCGCGGCUGCCGUGGUGAUCUACAACGUGGACGGGACGGGUAGAGGCACCAGUGUCAUGACCCAUCCUGAUGCCCCUGGCGUCGUGAGCAUCAUGAUCGGGAACCUCCGAGGGACAGAGAUCGUUAACCUGGUGCAGAGGGGCGUUGACGUCUCCAUGCUGAUCGGCCCCCACGUGCCCUGGAUGGAUGCCUAUUGGCUUUACUUCCUGUCCAUCGCCUUCUUCAUCGUCACAGGGGCCUCUAUUGUCUACUUCUUGUUUGUCUCCGUCCACCGGCUGCAUGGCUUGAGGGCUACGCGCAUUGCCAACAGGCGUCUGAAGAACCAGGCCAAGAAAGCCAUUAGUAGACUGGAGGUGCGUAGACUCAAGCAGGGGGACGAGGAGAUCCAGUCUGACAGCCACACCUGUGCUGUGUGCAUCGAGUCGUACCACCCGGGAGACGUGGUGACCGUUCUGACCUGCGGCCACCUGUUCCACAAGGCCUGCAUCGAGCCCUGGCUGCUGGACAAGAGGACCUGCCCCAUGUGCAAGGCCGACAUCCUGAAAGCCCUGGGGGUGGAGGGCUGCGAGGGCGAGGAGGAGAGCCGCGUUUCAUCUUGCCCACCACCAGAUGUCACUGUCGUCACAGUGUCUGGGGGAUUAGGAGAAGAACCGCUGUUUGACGUUCCUCUCAACGACGAUCGCACCCCGGCCCCUGACCGCCCCGUCCAGGCCUGGCAACCACAUCACUAUGACAACAUGGCUUUUGUUGAAGAGACACACCCCCAUGGGAACAUGACCACCAGAGGAUAAAUAACAACAACAAACAGAAGAUGAUAAUGGGCAUCCCUACCUGGAGCAUCAACAGACAGCUUCACACAGAUACAACAGCGUCUUGAAUAUAUUAUCACUGUUAUAUUCUGAACUGCUAUGCGAAAUUCUACUGUGGAUUUAAAUGAUCAAAUAACUUAUUGGGGUAUCGAUGCUAAUAUUAUGGCAAUGGUUUCUACUUCUUAACUGCUGAGUGGGCUACAGCACCUUUAUCCAGGAAGGCUGGGAGUUAUUUUUCAUUGUUUUUGUUUUAAGAUCAAAGUUUGUCUUGUAUAAUUUGUUAAAUGAACAAACCACCUUGUAUGAUAAUGAGAAAUACCUAAUAUAUUUUUUCUAUUAAAUUGAUAUCUCUGCUGUA